GUGUGUGUGCGCUGUCCAAGCAAGAAGUCCUCUCUGAGAGCAGAGAACGAACGAGCUAAGCUGCGCUAAUGGCUAAAAAUACAAGCAACAAAAGAUAACAUUGACUAGUCAAGCGAGGUUUUUGGUAGAAAUCUUAAAAUAAUAAAUUAACGAGCUCGAAGCGUUAGUGCGCACACUCCCAAAAAAAUGAAAAUAGUGGGUGGCUUACAGAAAGAGAGUAACAGCCAAAGAGCGUAACAGCAGCGACUGAACUGGAGAGCGCGCGCCGCCAUCGACAUAACAGUUAUUCAGUUUCUCCUGUGACUCUCUACAAUUCGCAUUAAUUUAGCAAUUAAUUUAAAUGUUUUACAUUUAUGAGCAUCAGUGUGAAUGAAAAAGCGAAAAAAUAAUGAAAAGCAUGUGACUCACAAAGAGAGAAAAGAAAACACACAAUUGAUGGAAAAAACAACAACGACGACAACCAAAGGGACCAAUCAACCCCUGCCCUGCGCCCCACCACCAAAAAACACAAACACAAGCGACAAAAGUGCCUUGGCAGAAUUUCUAAAAAUGCUUUAAAAUUACAUAAUACUCGCACAACCUGAGAAAGGGAAUCAAGCAGAAAACCGAUCCCAAUCGAUUAAGAUACUUAAUUUAAGCAAAGAAUGCAGCAAUUUCCUCUGUGACUAAGUAAAGAACAAUCGCAAUAGAAACAAAAAAAAAACCAAAGAACAUGACGCACGUAAACAAUGCAGAAGGAAACGCUGAAAGGGAGAUGAUGGAGAUGGCAGAUGAGCAAGAGAGAAACAGGGCGCCUGCUGCUGCCGGCAGCAGCACUGUUCAUCAACAGCAUCGAUUUUUAGCCAGAAGCAGCAGCAGCAGCGCCAGCACCAGACAAGAGGGUGUGAGGAGAGAGGGAAGCUGUGGCGGCGUCAAUGCUGUUGGGGAUGCUGCAACAACAGCGAUAACCUGCUUGGAAGACUUUGCCUUUGAGGCAUGCCAAAACGAGGCAACCACAAACGACUGGUCGCAAUUACGCGACGACUUUUGCAUCAUGGACGAUGAACUUGAGUACGAGGAUGAGCUGGAGCUCUCCGUGGGGAGUGGUAGUGCAUCGGCAGGAGGAGGACUGGGGGACAUAUUGGAGCAGCAAAACGAGCAAUUGCUAAUGGAAGUUCUAUGCGGUAACCGUGUUAGCCAGAUGACGCGGGCAUACGAUGACAUUGAAGCCGUGACGCGUCUGCUGGAAGAGAAGGAGAAGGAUCUCGAGCUGACGGUGCAGAUUGGCAAGGAGCUGCUCACACAGAAUAAUGCACUGGAGGCGCGUGUCACCGAUCUGGAGGCUGAUCUCAAAUCAUCCAACGAUGAUCGCUCCCAACUGCUGCACGAGCUGCACAAGAAAAACGAACUGAUUUCGGUGCUGACCAACGACGCAGAUGAUGGUACAGAUACGGAAACCCCCACCAUGUCCAAGUCCAUUACGUUGGACCUCCUCCAGCGAAAGGUGAACAGUCUGCUUGACGAGAACAAAUCCCUCAAGUGCGAGGCCACACAGCUGGCCCAUCAGACCGACGAAGUGGAGGAGCACGAACGCCAGCUGAUGGCCGACAUCGGGGCGCAGCUGCACGACGCCAACUCGCAGUACGACAACCUCAGUCUCGAGUGCGAGAGGCAGCGCGAGGAGAAUCGCCUGCAGCAUGAGCAGAUUGUGAGUCUGACGGCCCGUCUGGCCGAGGCCGAGAUGCGGCUGCAUCAGCUGACGCAGGACAACGACGAGCAUCUGUCGCUGCUGCACGUGACGAAGGAGAACCAGAAUGCCCUCGCCCUGGAGCUGGUGGAGUUCAAGCAGCGCUACGAGGAGGUACUGGCCCUACUGCACUCGGCCCAGGACCAGCUGAAGCAGCAGCGCAAGCGAUCCCAGCCGCAGGCUAGGAGCUCGUUCCUGGGCGGAAUUGGAACGAGUGGAGCGGGCGGUGGCAUGCUGAUGCCGGAUUCCCUGAAAAGCGAGCUGAUGAAUUCGUCGCUGUAUUCGGAGAACAGUCUGGACUCGGGCAUCUCCGGGGAUAGCCAGCGGACGGAUCGUAUAAGUCGCAUGAUGAUGCAUAUGCCCGGCGGCAUGGGUUCGUCCGGUGUUGGUGGUGGCAGUAUUUAUGCCGGCUCGGGUGUGGUGCCGCCCUACAAACGCGUCUUUGACACGGUCCGGUGUGCCGGCAAGAGCGGCAACUACAUGGACAGCGGCAAUGUGUCGAUGACCACCCUGGGCGCCAUGUCAAUGAGCAGCUCCUCCGGUCCGCGCAUGGCCUCCAUGGCGUAUCCAGCGGGCUCGUACUAUCGCGGCGGUGGCAAUCAGUCGUUGGGCGUUAAAACUCUCAGCAACGAGAGCCUCAACUCCCAGUCCGAUGACGGUUAUCCAGCCCAGCCCUCUGGUGUGCCAGGAGCCCCCGGCGCCAGGGAACUGGAGGCGGCCCUCAAGCGUCUGACGCCCGGUGAGGUUCUGGCUCGGCGCGCCAUGCUCUCCUACGCUCCGAUCGGCACCUACAACUACGAUGAGCCCACGAUGCAUGGCGGGGCGGGUGCCUCGAAUUCGAACCUACCGCUGGGCGUUCGCACUCCUGAUAGCAUCAUGUCGACGGGAUCGUCGCGAAUGAGUGCCUCCUCCAACAAUAUGUCCGCCUCCAUGACGCAUCAGUGGCGUCUUCCAGAGAAACUGCAGAUCAUUAAACCGAUGGAGGGCUCCCAAACCCUGCAUCAUUGGUCGCGCCUGGCCACGCCCACGCUCAGUGGCCUGCUGGACGAACGUCCGGGUGUCACCAUUCGUGGAGGGCGGGACCUGGAAGAUCUGGGCAUGCAGAUCUACACGCUGUCCGACGUCGAGGAGGAUGUCAGCGAGGAGCUGCCGGGCAAGCAGUUUGAAGCGGCCGGCUCCACGUUCACGUACACGACGAGCGUGGUUAUGCAUCCGGAUGAUGGAUUCGUCAACGACCUGUCGUUCUUGUCGCAAUCGCAGAUGUCCUCGCGCAUGGCCUCCACAUCGACAUCAAGACAGCCAAGUUGUCCCGCCACACCCCGUGCUGGACUCUCGCGCAAGAACUCCUGCUCCACGUUCUCGGUGAACCUCGGUCUGGCCGGAAUGCUCAACGAGCGGGGCAUCAAGGCAGUGACGCCCAGUGCCUUGAAUACGCCCGCCGGUCCCAACUUCUCGCCCACAGUGACGCCCUGCAACAGUCCGGAGGGUUCGCCACCGCGCUGCCAGUCCCCCGAGCCACUCUUCGGCCUGCUUUCGUCGGGAGCGGAUCUGAUACGCCGCAAGAUUGUGGGGGAUCAGCAGCAGCAGCAUAGGAGCAGCCUCAGCAAGCAGCAGCAGCAGAAGAUCAUGCUGUCGCAUCUCGAGAGGCGCGCCCUUAGAUCACUGAAUCUGAUCGAGAAGGUGGAGAGCAUUGGACUGGAGAACAUAAUCAGCGCACAGCGUGGACUCGGAGCGGGCAUUGCGAAUCGCAGCAGCUCGCCGAUGAGCAGCGGCAGCCUCCAAAGUCUCCACACGAGCAGCAAUAGCAUCGUGGAUGAUAUACACUUCGAUCGGGCGCAGAUUAAGGGUGUCCUGCACCGUGGAUUAAAGUCACCCACUCCCACAUCAUCAGCAGCAGCAGCGAUAGCUGCAACGACGGCGAGUAGCAGCACCAGCGCCUACAACAGCGAUGACAGCGACGAUCAGGGUCUGAUGAUGAAGAUUAGGCCCAAGGACACAUCGACAACAACGAAAGCGGCUGCGGCUGCGCAACAGACGGACGGAGCGAGUUGCUCGACGGGAGGAACAGCACCCUCCACCAGCACAUCCAGCGACACGCGAGUGAAGCAAAUGCAGCGCCAGAAGUCGCGACGACAGCUGAAGAACGGCAUGGCCAACCAGCGGCCCGAUCUGGGCACGAUUGAUGGCGGCGGUGGAGGCAGAGUGCGUCCCGAUUUGGGCAGAGUGGCAGACAGCAGCGGCGCCAACAAGACGUCCGCGUCGAGGGUGGCGGCCAGAAGGGAAGCGGCGGCGGCCAGGGCAGAGGAGGAGGAGGCAGCACCGCAGACCAUUACACAGGCGUUUGUCGGUUCAGUUAGUUCCUUGCUGUUUGGCCGCAAGGGCGGGUGGCUGUAGAACGAAUACCAUUAUCAGAUGAUUGUCCUUUACCUUUUAGUUUUAAACUUGCUCUGGACUAUAGUGUUUACUUUUACGAAACGAAAGCGCGAGUUUAGCAUUAGUUUUUUUUUGUUAAAGCACAACGCGAAAACGAUCUUUUGUUGGAGUCUGAGAACCGAUUGUUCUCAAGUAGCAGCAGUGCCCUCCCCCCCAAUGCCUGUCAUCGCCACCUAAUGAAACACUGGAGCAAGAAGAAGGAGAUAAGGAUUUAGUGUUUGUAGCUGUGAUUUGUAUAUACAUAUAUAAGAUGAGAAUGUGUUUAAAUUUAGUAGUUAUUAAUCAAGUACUUCGCAUAUUAUUACGAUGAUGUUGUUUUGCUUCAAUUUACAAACAAACCAAACGAUGGCCAGUUGUUUUUCGUCUAAAACCGAUUUCCAAAGCAGCUAUAUAUAUUUUUUAUUUUUACUUGAACUUUUGCCAAUUUUGUAUUUAUUUUCCCCUGUGUUUACCACCUAACCGGAACGAGAGCAUAAUUAUAUCAUACAUUUAGUUAUUAAUGAAUGGUUUAAUGCGGAUAUGGACGUAUUUCGUAUGGUGCAAAACUUGUAUAUAAGAAAAGAACGAAAGGAAGGUGGAAGCAAAUGGAAAAGAGAGAGAUCAAAUUAAAUCAAAUCAAUCUGUAUGUUGGAAAUGUGGUGUUAAGCAAAGAGGUACAUAUAUUUUUUUACACGCAUAUGUAGUUUACGUUUUUGCUUUUCCCCCCCACCACACAACCAAAAAAC
Messenger RNA from Drosophila pseudoobscura, 4884 nucleotides. It is a transcript of the gene milt, whose product is annotated as trafficking kinesin-binding protein milt. The coding region runs from base 713 to 4120 and encodes 1135 amino acids. Lineage: Eukaryota; Metazoa; Arthropoda; Insecta; Diptera; Drosophilidae. The transcript has 4 exons. The record is from RefSeq and is a predicted model, not a curated record. Gene Ontology annotation, biological process: vesicle transport along microtubule; mitochondrion distribution; protein targeting. Gene Ontology annotation, cellular component: cytoplasmic vesicle; mitochondrion. Gene Ontology annotation, molecular function: myosin binding.